UUAUUGUUCGUUGGUUACUUGUCAGAAGCAGUAGUACAGAGUAGGCCUACUACAGACUACGUUGUUUUACUGGACCAAACGGCCUUCCCGGUUCCAUUAUGUGUGGCGGUUGACAGGGUCCCGGUCCCCGGUUAGUGUCUCCGCUCGGUCGGCACACGCACUCAGACAUCAGUUCCUCCGAAGACAACAUCGAGGAUGGACGACUGUCCUCAACAAACGCCGCUGUUUACAUUCGGCGUGAUAGCGGACAUUCAGUACGCAGAUAUCGACGACGGGUACAAUUUCACCCGGACGAGGAGGCGGUACUACCGGAGCAGUCUGAAGCUGCUCAGAAAUGCCCGGGAAAGUUGGUCGGAGACGGCUGUAAAACCAGAGUUUAUCCUUCAGCUGGGGGACAUUAUCGACGGCUUCAACAAGGGCCAGGGCGCCUCUGACCGAGCGCUGCACACCGUGCUGAGGGAGUUCAGUUCCGGCCCCGCGGAGCUCCACCAUGUGUGGGGCAAUCACGAGUUUUAUAACUUCAGCAGGAGCUCGCUGCUGCGUUCACAGCUCAACAGCAGCCUCCACCAUGGUAGCCUCCACCCGGACAGUCUCUACCCUGACAGCAGCAGCCCUGACAGCCUCCACCCAUACAGCCUCCACCCUGGCAGCAGCAGCCGGGGACUUGGAGCCCAGGCUCCUGGCAGUGAUAUCUAUGCGUACUCCUUCAGCCCGUGUCCUGGCUUCACCUUUGUGGUGCUGGAUGCCUAUGAUGUGAGCCUGUUGGGCAGACAGGAGUCCAGUGAACAGUACAGCCAGGCUAUGGAUUUGAUCAAACAGUACAACACCAACGAGGACCUCAACUGUCCCCCAUUGAUCGAGGGCCUGCAGCAGAGGUUUACGAUGUUCAACGGGGGCUUCAGUAAGGAGCAGCUGGACUGGCUGGAUUCGAUUCUGUCCUCAGCCGAUGAGAAACAGGAAAGAGUCACAAUUGUCAGCCACCUCCCCGUGCACCCCCGCUCCACCGAUCCCAUCUGCCUGGCCUGGAACUACGAGCAGCUGCUGGCCGUCGUCCAAUCCCACGGCAGCGUGGUGUGCUUCAUGGCCGGACACGACCACGAAGGGGGCUACCACCAGGACACAGACACGGGAGUGCACCACGUGACAUUCGAGGGCGUGAUUGAGACUCCGCCUGACAGCAACGCCUUCGCCACCGUCUCGGUGUACAAGGACAGGAUGGAGCUGAAAGGGAGAGGGAGGAUCGCCGACCGAGUGCUUCUGUUCCCAUGCCUGAGGUCAUAGGGCAAUAUGACACAUGGUUUUAGAACAUCUCUGGAUUCAGAGAGCUAUAUUCUGGACUGGGAUAUUUAGAGGAUGUUUGUUACAUUCUCUAAGAAGUCCGGGAGUUUCACACGCGUCACUUUACAAGAAAGAAAAUCUCCCAGGCAACCCAUAGCAUAGGGCUAACACAGGUUCACACUUUUAGUUAAAGGAGCACUAUAACUUCUCAUUAUUUUAGUUCUUUUAAAGGCCGAGGUGGGAAUAGCACUGAUAACUGGAGUAAAUACAGUACCUCAAAUAAAGUUGUAUAAUUUAUGAUCCUGACAAAGUGUGAAAUGUAUCUCAUACACGGGUUUUCAUUUGGAGGUUAUGUGACAGAAUUUGCAUAUUUAUACUUGCGUUUUAUGAGGGAAUUGAUUCUUUAUUGCAAUUGCUGCCUUUUUGCACAUAUACUAACUGAUUGUCUUUUUCUGUUAUUUGCUGAAAAAUUAAAUGUGCAAUGUAGUGAGAAAUGUGAUGUUGCAGUGUGUUGCGAACUGUAACUGAUACAUUAACUAGUCUUCAGUGAGAAGAUCAGCACAAGUCUGUAUGAUUUACAAUGUCAAACAAUACAAGGAAUGAUAAAACCAUAGCAGCAGAAGGUG
Sander lucioperca (pikeperch) is the source of this 1904-nucleotide messenger RNA. RefSeq names its product ADP-ribose/CDP-alcohol diphosphatase, manganese-dependent (gene adprm). The transcript has 4 exons. Gene Ontology annotation, molecular function: manganese ion binding; CDP-glycerol diphosphatase activity; 2',3'-cyclic-nucleotide 2'-phosphodiesterase activity. Lineage: Eukaryota; Metazoa; Chordata; Actinopteri; Perciformes; Percidae. The record is from RefSeq and is a predicted model, not a curated record. The coding region runs from base 196 to 1281 and encodes 361 amino acids.